CGUGAAUAUAUUCGAUUAAUUACAGAGUAAGAGAAAGUUUUUGAUUCAUUCAAAUUACACAGAUCGGUAUAAAAUAUUCCAAAAGUUAUUCAAAAAGUUCCUCAUCACGUUACUACUUCCAGAAGCAGGAAAUAAUUUAUUAUUCACCAUAAUUGUCCUAAUCAUAUCCAUGAAUAAAUUACAUUUCCUGAUACUAAUACGUCGACAAGUUCUCCCACGCGAAUCCUCAAAACCUCUUUUCAAGGUAACAGACCCCAUCGACCAGAACUGGCAUCUCUGGUGGUGUGAGAUCAAUGAUGUUCGCCAAGCUUUGGACAUGAAGUUGGCUACCCAUCAAAAGAUACCUCAUUUCCGCAAUCAUUAUGAAUUGACGCGGAAGAAUUAUCUCUACAGAAACAUGAAGAGAUACAAGAAACUGUUAAUAAAAUCGAAGAAGAUCGACGAGGCUCAAAUGUGCGACAGUAUGCCAUUGACUUUUGAAUUGCCGAACGAUUAUAGACUAUUCACGGAAGAAUAUCAUAAGCAACCUGGUUCUACAUGGAUCGUGAAACCUGCAGGAAGAUCACAGGGCAGAGGUAUCUUCCUAUUCAGGAAGCUAAAGGAUUUAUCCGAAUGGCGCAGCAAGGAAUUCGGUGGUUCGCAGAUCGAAUUAUCCCCAAUUGAGACUUUCAUCGUGCAAAAAUACGUGGAGAAUCCUUACCUCCUGGCAGGAAGGAAAUUCGAUCUACGUAUUUACACUCUGGUGACCUCGUUUCAUCCCUUGAAAGCAUGGCUGGCCAGAGAGGGUUUCGCACGAUUAUCGAGCGAAUUAUUCGACCUCGAUAAUAUCGACGAUAGCAGAGUGCAUUUGACCAAUAUGGCUAUACAACUCAAGAUCCAUGGUGAUGAAAAGAAGAAUCAUUCAAAGAAAGGGUAUAAGUGGGCGCUGAUCAAGGUCAGAGAAUAUUUGACUGCGAGACACGGGCCAAAGCAGGUGGAAAUUUUAUUUCAACGAAUCGCUGGAGUAAUAAUGGCCAGCUUGCUCUCCGUGCAGUCAGUGAUCAUGCAAGGCAGAAACUCGUUCGAGUUAUACGGCUACGAUAUACUGCUCGAUGAGAAUCUGAAGCCUUGGUUGCUCGAAGUGAACGCCUCGCCAGCUUUGACCGGCACCGACAGCGAAGAUUAUCGGCUCAAGUUCGAUCUCCUCGACGAUACGUUGAACAUUCUCGACUUUGAGGGACGUUUCUGCGGCAGGGAAACAAGGAUCGGUGGAUUCGAUCUAUUGUGGAACGAUGGCCCAGUAUGGACCAUUUGUCCAAAUUCGUCUGUUUGCGGCGAACCGCUUGGAGAUUUGAAAAAACUUAACAUUUUCCUCGGAGCACGAAACGAUAGGAUUGAACAACUGAAUCAACUGAGGGAUUAUUUGGAGGAAAAAUGGAAUAAGAAACAAGAUCGAGGAAUACGGGGAUGAAUUAUAUAUAUUAUAGAAUUUUAAUAUUUUGAUUGGUAUGAGACUGUAAUUAAAAGUUUUUUUUGUUGAUUUAAUAAUUUGUUUGAGUGUGACAUGAUGAGAUUCAACAGUUUGUUUAUGUAAGAUUACACGUGAGAUUAGUUCAGCAUGUAAAAGGA
Messenger RNA from Apis mellifera (honey bee), 1608 nucleotides. Its product is annotated as probable tubulin polyglutamylase TTLL9. Gene Ontology annotation, molecular function: tubulin binding; tubulin-glutamic acid ligase activity. The transcript is spliced from 4 exons. Gene Ontology annotation, biological process: protein polyglutamylation; microtubule cytoskeleton organization. The record is from RefSeq and is a predicted model, not a curated record. Gene Ontology annotation, cellular component: cilium. Lineage: Eukaryota; Metazoa; Arthropoda; Insecta; Hymenoptera; Apidae. The coding region runs from base 170 to 1450 and encodes 426 amino acids.